CAAAUAUCUAAAACUGUGCUACAUUUUCCCAAAUCAACACGCCAUUCCACCACUGUUAGUUGCGUAUCGCUGUCAUGGCGGACCGCGGUGGAAUAUUUCAGAACAGUGGAUAUCAGAGACCACCAUUUCAAGAAGCCAGUCUCGAAGGAGACAUUAAUGCCGAACUACCAUCGGAAGACAAAGUAUUCAACACCCUCGAUGAGCCUGUCGUUACAACUAUCGGUCGUGACCUGAAAGCGAUUGGUGUGAAGUUCGUUCAUGUCCUGUACCCGAAGCAAAAACGAACACUACUCAAGGACUGGGAUCUAUGGGGACCUCUCAUCCUAUGUGUCUUUCUUGCAUUAAUGUUACAGAAACCCGGUGCUCCGCAAGACGACGGAGCCCCACAGUUUGCGCAAGUGUUUGUUCUCGUCUGGGCAGGAGCUGCAGUGGUCACCCUUAACUGCAGGCUACUUGGAGGUGCCAUCUCAUUUUUCCAGAGCGUUUGCGUCCUUGGUUACUGUCUUCUUGCGCCCUGCAUCGCACUACUCAUCUGCAGGGCUAUCCUGUUGGCCGGAGAACAAACAGUCAUCCUCUUCUUCAUCAGGUUUUUCGUCACAAUGCUGGGAUUUGGAUGGGCCACUUUUGCUUCAACAGCUUUUCUUGGAGACAGCCAACCGUCAGGGAAGAAAGCGCUGGCCGUCUAUCCGAUAUGCCUCUUCUACUUUGUCAUCAGCUGGUUAAUAGUGUCGAGGUCACCGUAGGCGUAGCGGUGUAAAAUCCUGCGACAUCUGUCAGUCCACUGUGUGGGUAGCCAGACAACGCCGGAGAGAUUAAAUGACCAAUUUUUCCCGUGUUGGCCAAACUUUCCUGAGCAAAGGAAAUGUACGAGUAGGCACAUUGAAUGUUUGCCAGAGCGUAGAGUGACAGUGAAGCCAUUCCAAGCCUUUUAUCUUAUUCUUUGUAUAUUGUAGACAAAGUGCUUCUUCCUUUUCUGCUGUAUUUUUUGUUUUUUUUGUUCAACUUUAAGAGGAAGAAAAAAAAGACUUUCAUUGAGAUGCUGUGAUACAUGAACCAGCUUUUUGAGACAGGUGUGUAUGAAUGUGGGGCCGACGUACCAUUCUUGUUCUGGAGAUUUUCAGAAAUUGGCAACGCAGGGAUGCACCAGACUUCCUUCAUUUGCCCUUGACGACGACAUGUGACAUUUUUAGUUGAUUCUUACGCUUCAGUUAUUUUCUGUUUAUAAGUAUUUUUUGACGCAUCGAUUUCUGUAUCGUUACUAUUGAAAGACUGAUAUCUGCUCUAGACAGCAUUGAUCUAGUCAAGUGUGUUCAGCUGCAUUGCAGCUCAUUUUCUAUUAUUCGUAUGGGUGUGUGUCAAUAAAACAUUUUUUUUAGGCUGCUUGAAAAUAU
Molecule: messenger RNA, 1391 nt
Organism: Ornithodoros turicata
Lineage: Eukaryota; Metazoa; Arthropoda; Arachnida; Ixodida; Argasidae
Product: protein YIPF6-like
Exons: 7
Coding region: 75-743 (222 amino acids)
Biological process (GO): endoplasmic reticulum to Golgi vesicle-mediated transport
Cellular component (GO): membrane; trans-Golgi network
Source: RefSeq, a predicted model, not a curated record